AUGGUUCUCAUGGGCUACCAAAUGGUUGUAUUCCUUUUGCCAUCCCGGGUACAAUUGUUUUCCAAGCUGGAUUUAGAUUCUUCGACCCCAUUCUUCGACUCAGAUUCUUCGAUCUCGUUCUUCGACUCACAGGCUCACAGCACAACAACAAAUAUUCGACUCUUCAGGUAUGGCUUCAUAUUUGGCCGAGAAUCUGCUUCUGCUAGAAAACCCUCUCCUCAUUCUUCAAUUGAUAACUUCCUUGCUUCUCUCUACUGCCAGUCUGCUUAUGCAUUAAGCAUUCUGUUUUGGCCAGUUUUGUUUCCUUGA
Messenger RNA from Ilex paraguariensis (yerba mate), 309 nucleotides. The record is from the annotation of a GenBank genome assembly. Lineage: Eukaryota; Viridiplantae; Streptophyta; Magnoliopsida; Aquifoliales; Aquifoliaceae.